AUGUCCGCGCAGAUGCGGCAUGUAGUGGAACUUCUCCCUCUAGCUUACACCGAUAUUAUAGCCUUGCCGCUGCGGACCCGGAGACCGCAGGUUGUCAAUUGCUUUCCAGGCUUGGGACUCACGCCGGGAUUCUGUCUCAGCUGGGUAGAGCUGCGGCGUCGUGGAGGUGAGAAUCCUCUCCUGCCCCGGAGCUGUGUGAGAACUGGUGGUCGUAGGGUCCGCAGUGUGUAA
This is a messenger RNA of Pelobates cultripes (western spadefoot toad), 231 nucleotides long. The record is from the annotation of a GenBank genome assembly. NCBI's taxonomy places the organism in Eukaryota, Metazoa, Chordata, Amphibia, Anura, Pelobatidae.